Messenger RNA from Equus quagga, 2812 nucleotides. It is a transcript of the gene ZSWIM1, whose product is annotated as zinc finger SWIM-type containing 1. Gene Ontology annotation, molecular function: zinc ion binding. NCBI's taxonomy places the organism in Eukaryota, Metazoa, Chordata, Mammalia, Perissodactyla, Equidae. The coding region runs from base 706 to 2076 and encodes 456 amino acids. The record is from RefSeq and is a predicted model, not a curated record. The transcript has 2 exons.
ACCUUCCCUUCUGGAUCUCUCUCUUCCCUAGAAUACUGGAGGGGGUAGGGCUGGGCAACACCAAGCUUCAGGGCUCUCAAGGAGAUCUGGAUUUCCUCAGCUCCCAGGGUUGGGCCCCGACCCCUGAUGUAGAGACAGAAUUGGGGACCUGGGCCUCAGUUUCCCCAUAAGGCAGAAAACAGUACAACUACACGUGCAUCCUUUCCUACCCCCCUGGGGCUUUGGAACGUGACCAGAAAAGAAAGAAAUCCGUAGAACACUGCUAUUUAUUUUCCUUUUCAUUUUCGGCUUGUGAGGAAGUUUCCAUAGUAGCACGCCUGUCCAGUCGUCUACCCAGAAUUCGGGCUCGAGAGUUCCUGUCUCAGGGCUCAGACUGGCAGGAACAGGAGUGUCCUCAGGCUUUCAUUGGUUACCGCCAGCCGAGCCCCUCGUAGCCCUGGUAACGGCACUGCCCACGAGUCGCCAGGCUGCGAUUGGUCCGUGCGCCAAAGGCCGAACACGAACUCCUCAGGCCGCUGGCCCGAGUCACGGGAAGCGGCGCCGCAGCUGGUGAUCCUAGAGGCCCAUCUUUGGAACAAGAUCUGGGAAUUACAGUCCAGCCUCAGGCCUCAACUUAGUUGGAGCUUGAGAGACAGAGCCUCCUGGACAGCAGCCUCACAGAGAAAGUACUUUGACCUUGGCAUCUAGACUUCUCCCUUCUCCCCCAUGGCCCUGACAAUGCUGAAUGAGCUCCUGAUUGAGGACCCAAGCCCACCUAUGCUGCUGUACCAGGUUAGCAAGACUGCCCAGUUAGAUACCCUCAACUAUCAGAGCUGCUUUAUGCAGGGCAUCUUUGCCCAUUUCCCUGAGAUCCUAUUUAUCCACCGGACCUAUAACCCCAGGGACAAGGUGUUAUAUACCUUCCUGGUGGACGGACCUCAGGUGCAGCUGGAGGGUCAUCUCGCCCGGGCAGUCUACUUUGCCAUUCCUGCCAAGGAGGAUGCUGAAGGCCUGGCCCAGCUGUUCCAGGUGUUCAAGAAGUUUAACCCAGCAUGGGAGAGAGUGUGUACCAUCCUAGUGGAUCCCCAUUUCCUCCCCGUGCCCACCCUAGCCAUGGAGUUCCCCGCAGCCGAGGUCCUGCCCUCAGCCUUCCACAUCUGUAAAUUCCUCCAAGGUAAGUUCUAUCAGCUGUCCCUUGAACAGCCUGUGGAGAGGGCGCUCCUGACCUCACUGCAGAGCACAAUGUGCUCGGCCACAGCUGGCAACCUGAGGAAGUUGUAUACACUCCUGAGCAACUGCAUCCCCCCAGCCCAGCUGCCUGAGCUCCACUCACACUGGCUGCUCAAUGACCGCAUCUGGCUGGCCCACCGCUGGAGAAGCCGAUCCGAGAGCAGCCGCUACUUCCAGGACCUGGAGGUCACCACCCGUGUCCUCAGCCAGUUCUUUGGCACCACCUCGUCUGUGGAACAAGGCAUGACCUCUCUGCUCCGAUACAUGCAGCAGAACUCCGGAGACAAGGCAAGCUUCAGCCUGGGCCUGAGUCCCCAGAACAAUUAUGUCCCCUCAGAUGUCACCCCUGAAAGCCCCAAAGUGGAGCAGUUGGUAGAAACCCGCAUCCAGCACUCCCUUAAUGCCAUCUGCACGGGCCCAGCAGCCCAGCUCUGCCUGGGUGAGCUUGCUGUGGUCCAGAAAUCUGUGCACCUCAUCGGCUCUGGCUCCGAAAAGGUAAACAUACAGAUUCUGGAGGACACCCAUAGGGUGCAGCCCCAGCCCCCUGCCAGCUGCAGCUGCUACUUUAACCAGGCCUUUCACCUGCCCUGCCGCCACAUCCUGGCCAUGCUCAGCGCCCGCUGCCAGGUGCUCCAGCCCGACAUGCUGCCAGCUCAGUGGACAGCAGGCUGUGCUGCCAGUCUAGACAACAUCCUGAGCAGCAAGUGGAGUGAGACCCUAGAUAAGCACUUGGCAGUGGCUCUCCUCACUCAGGAGGUGGGUCAGCUCUUACAGCACUGCAACCAGGAGGAGUUUGAGCGGCGGUACAGCACGCUGCGUGAAUUGGCUGAUGGCUGGAUCGGCCCUUAUGAGCAGGUCCAACUCUGAUUUCCGUCACUGCCCAGGGAUGCUCAUCCACACUGUGCACACUCACAUCCACCCCCACAUGCACACCCCCACACACUCACACUGUUGUACUGCCAUGGGCUCUCCUUCCAGGAAAAGAUAAGAGUCCUAUUUUACUGCAGCCUGCUACGUAAAAUGUGUCUAGUUCCCCAAGAUAAGAGUCAGCAAAUCUUUGCUGUAAAGGGCCCAAUAGUAAAUAUCUUAGACUUCAGUGGCCACAUGUAGUAGUCUCUGUUGUAUAUUCUUGUUUUCAUUGUGGUUUUUUUUACAACCUUUUCAAAAGGUAAAAACCAUUCUUAGCUCAAGGGCCUUACAAAAAUUGCUAACCCCUGCUCUAAGAUAAGAGAUAAGACACUGAGUGAAGAUAGAGGGCUGGGCCUUGGUUUCAGACACUCACCUGACCCACAGAGGAAAAGGCCCCUCAGGGGAGGUGGCUCACUAGGCGCCCAGGCUCCUUCCUGCAACCCCCUCACCCAUGCUGAGUUCAUUAAAGUUGAAUGUUGCCUAUUCCAGCACUUAUCUAGUUCUUUGUCUUAUAGAAGGCAGUUUAGGAAAUACUGUGGAAAGAAUACACACUUCAGAGUCUGACACUACAUGCAAAUCCUCGUUCCUUCCCUGCCUGAUUUUUGAGGCCUGGUUCUUUUUUUUCAGUGGAGAAGACUGGCCCUGAGUUAACAUGUGUUGCCAAUCUUCCUCUUUUUGCUUGAGGAUGAUUGUC